Phytophthora nicotianae INRA-310 is the source of this 2679-nucleotide messenger RNA. RefSeq lists its product as hypothetical. The coding region runs from base 1 to 2679 and encodes 892 amino acids. The transcript has a single exon. The record is from RefSeq and is a predicted model, not a curated record. NCBI's taxonomy places the organism in Eukaryota, Oomycota, Peronosporomycetes, Peronosporales, Peronosporaceae.
AUGACUGCAAAAUCCUGCCGAUUCGUGAUUUCAACCUGCAUCGUGCUCCUGUUGGGGCUUUCUUUGAUGUGGUGCAUCAAUGGUGGCGAAGUGGUAUCCAGCGCGAAUAACAUCGACAACGACGACUCAACCCACGGAGUCGAUAUCCAAACCCACCGGUGGUUGAGAAUGCAAGCGGUGCAAGCAGUGGAUGGCGAGGGUGAUCCCGCCGAAGAGAAGGCGUUUGAGUUUCUAGGUGUUGCGGCGCUGAAAAACGUCGCCAACUCGCAGACAUGGAAGAAUAUCGGAACAAGUGUCAAGCGUAGCUUUACUUCGGACAAGCAAAAGCAAACCAACAACCUGUUCGACGAUUUUAAGCUAGGAGAGUUGAAUCCAAAGUAUUUUGAGUCCGCAGCGUACCAACAGUGGGAUAAGUCUGUUGCCAAAAGAUUCAAGGAAACUGAAACCCGUCUGGAGGCGAUGUUUAACACAAUGAGAAGUAGUUACGGCGAUGGGCGUCUAGCCAAGUUUUUAGCUGAAGAACAGAGUGUCUCGAAUAUCGCUAAACAGUUUGGAGUUAUACAAAGCAAGACCUGGCUUAAAGAACAGAAAACGACGGGUGAAAUCUACGAUUUAUUAAACCUGAACGCUGACGAGAGUCUCUUGAAGAACCCGUUGUUACAUACCUUCCUCGACUACGCGAAACUGCGCAAAGAGGAUCCGUAUAGUUUGUUGGCGACCCAGUUCACGAAGCAGAAUGGCGAAGAUGGAUUUAUCAAAAUAUUUGUUGGUGCCAAGGCAGACGACAGUACGCAAGCCAUUGCUUCGAAAUUGGAAAAGGUGCAGCUUUGGAAGUGGGCGAAAAGUGGAGCGAAGGAUGAUGGCGUGUUCAAGCUUUUAGGACUUCAAACCGUCAAACGGGACGAACUUCUAAGAAAUCCAGCUAUGAAAACCUGGGUUUCCUUCGCAGAUAUGUUUGGAAGGCACGAGUCGUUGUUGUUUAAGUUGUCGAAGCACUACAACGAAGAUGAGCUGGCGAGUAUUAUUUUCGCAGCAAAGGUGGACCCCCUUUCGAAAGACCUUGCUACACGGCUGCAGCUCGAGCAACUUAAAAAGUGGCUGUCUAACAGAAAGCCAGUAGAUGUUGUCUUCAAGCUUCUACGACUUGACGUCGGCAAAAGCAACAAAAUUCUGAAGAAUCCGACCUUGGGCCUGUGGAUUGACUAUGCCACUUCAUUUGGGAAGGACCCGUAUGACUUGCUGGUACCCAAGUUAAAGAACAACCUGGGUGAAGGUGGAUUAGCUAAGAUGCUGCUUGCAGGGAAGGCUGAUGAGAGUACGAAACGAGUGGCUGUCAAGUUGGAACAGGUGCAACUUGCAAACUGGCUAAGUGAGGGAAAGACAGCAGAUGAUGCAUUCAAGCUUGUGCGACUUAACGAGGUCGACCUCGAUGGUAUUGCGUAUAGUCCAGCUCUGAAUACCUGGAUCUCAUACGUCAACAUGCUCGACAAUCAGCAUCCCGACAGCACCAUGUUGCACAGGCGGAUUGUAAAUCUUCUGAAUGUUGAGCCACAGCUCAGCAUACACGGAAUUACGGAGAAGGCGCUUCUUCAGACCUGGAAAGCACGUGAAAAGACGCCAGAUGAAGCGGCUAAGAUUUUGGGACUCAAAAUUGCCAAUGCUGAUGAAAUUAUGAAGAAUCCGGCCGGUUUGGGAACCUGGAUCUCCUAUGUCUCUAUGCUAAAAAGAAACCCGUACGAGUUAUUGGUAAAGAAGUACGCGAGAAGCUAUGGUGAAGGUGGACUGACUGCCAUGCUAUCUGCAGCAAAGACGGAUCCGAAUAAACAGGAUAUUGCAAUCAGAUUGGAACGCACGCAGCUUGAGAACUGGAAGACGGAUGGAAAGACGGCUAAUGAGGUCUUCCAACUUCUACAGCUUGAUGACAAAAGCAACGAUAUUCUCAAGAAUCCUGUUCUGACAACCUGGGUCUCCUACGCUCAACUUAACAAGGGAGACCCGUAUGGCUGGUUAGCACCCAAGUUGAUGAACAGCCACGACGAAGCCAAUCUAGCUAAAAUGAUAGUCUCCGCUCUGGCGCAAAACAGACACAACGACGCUGCUAACUCGUUGAGGAUACUACAGCUUUCCAACUGGCGGACAAACGGGAAGACAGCAGAGGACGCCUUCAAGCUUCUAGGUCUUAACAAGGCCAAGGGAUACAACCUGUUGAAAGACCCGGCUCUCGCAACGUGGGUUCUCUACGUGGAAAAAGUACGCGGUGAAGACCCUUACCAAUUGCUAUUCUUGAAGCUAAAGACCUUCUUCAGCGAAGAAGAGCUGCUGAAAAUGAUUAUGCCUGCGAAAAGAAGUUACAGCGGGCGAUAUUCUGAGCAAUUGUUAAAUGCGCAGUACAAAUACUGGCUGGAAGAGGGCAAAAGCGCAGACGACAUUUUCGACCUUCUCAAAUUGAACAAAGAUGGCGACAAUUUUUUCGAUAACCCAAUGUUGCAUUAUUGGGGGUCCUUUGUGAGGAAGAUGGACAGGGAGAAGGCGAAUAUGUCGAUGCUCGCGGUCAUGAAAAAGCACUACGACGAUGAAACGCUACAGAAAAUGCUUACUCGGGCAUUAGAGAGCAGUACAGUAAUGAGACCUGCGAAAAGCAUGGCUUUAAGACUGAAGAAGGAAAUGGAUCUUCGCUAA